UAUACUGCAAGCUGCAGCUUAUAAGUUGUAAUACCGCCUACUAUUUCUAUUUGCUAGAACUAUAUAUACUAAACAUUAAAAAGUAGUAUAAUAUGGGUCUACAUGUCUUUGGGUAAUUACGAAUCAUAGCGUUAACUAAAAUAUUAACCGGUAAUAAAUCUUCUACUAUCAGCAAAUAAAAUACUGAUAACUGAAUACAAAAUUACCACGUAAACUAGUUGCGUACAUAUUCUGCGGAUUUCACAUAACAAGAUUUUACUCAAAUGUAAUUAAUUUAUAUUCGUUUUUAAAAUACCAAAAUAAGUGAACUACAAGUAUUAUGUUAACAAAGUUUGAAACCAAGUCAGCCCGAAUCAAGGGCUUGGCUUUUCAUCCCAAAAGACCGUGGAUUUUGGCCAGUCUUCACACUGGUGUCAUUCAGUUAUGGGAUUAUCGUAUGUGCACUUUGCUGGAUAAAUUUGAUGAACACGACGGACCAGUUCGCGGUGUCAAUUUUCACAGUCAACAGCCCAUAUUUGUAUCAGGAGGUGACGAUUACAAAAUUAAAGUAUGGAAUUAUACACAACGUCGUUGUCUAUUUACACUUCUGGGUCAUUUGGAUUACAUACGAUCUGCCAUGUUUCAUCAUGAAUCCCCAUGGAUACUAAGUGCUUCAGAUGAUCAAACAAUUCGAAUUUGGAACUGGCAAAGUCGUGCUUGUGUUUGUGUACUUACUGGACACAAUCAUUAUGUGAUGUGUGCACAAUUUCAUCCUUCUGAAGAUUUAGUAGUGUCAGCAUCAUUGGAUCAAACCAUACGGGUGUGGGACAUUUCUGGAUUGCGUAGGAAAAACGUUGCCCCCGGUCCAGGAGGGUUUGAUGAACAUAUGAAAAAUCCAAAUGAUAUGUUUGGACAAUCCGACGCAGUUGUUAAACAUGUACUCGAAGGACACGACCGAGGUGUUAAUUGGUGCACGUUUCAUCCUACAAUGCCACUCAUUGUAUCCGGUGCUGACGACCGUCAAGUGAAAUUGUGGCGAAUGAGUGAUUCUAAAGCCUGGGAAGUAGAUACGUGUCGUGGCCACUACAAUAAUGUAUCCUGUGUUGUAUUUCAUCCAAAACAAGAAUUAAUCAUAUCUAACUCUGAAGACAAAAGUAUUCGUGUGUGGGAUUUGACUAAAAGAACGUGUUUAAAUACAUUUAAACGAGAAAACGAACGAUUUUGGAUACUUGCUGCUCAUCCAACUUCUAAUUUAUUCGCUGCAGGACACGAUUCUGGCAUGGUAGUAUUUAAAUUGGAGCGUGAAAGGCCAGCUUUUACACAAUUUGGAAAUUAUUUGUACUAUGUCAAAGAAAGGUUUUUACUCCGCCUUGAUUUCAGUACACACAAAGUCAACACUGUUAUGAAAUUAAGAGGUGGGGGCCGAACGCUUGUCUACAGCAUAAGCUACAAUCCCGCAGAAAAUGCAUUACUAGUAGUAACAAGAAAUUCUGAUGUAGAUAAUAGUACCUAUGAUUUGUAUCAACUACCUAAAGAAUCAUCGGAUAACGGCAAAAUCGAAUCGCCUGAAAGCAAAAAGUCUAGUGGCCUAAUGGCUGUUUGGAUUGCUAGAAACCGAUUUGCUGUGCUAGACAAAGUGCACAUGUUACAAUUGAAAAACUUGAAAAAUGAAGUGACAAAAAAAAAUAUUGGCCCUAAUAACGUUAAUGAAAUUUUUUAUGCUGGUACAGGAUUACUUUUGCUUCGCGAUCCUGAAAAUUUAACAUUGUUUGAUGUAACACAAAAAAGAGUGUUAGCUCAAGCCAAAAUAGCCAAGUGUCGAUAUGUGAAUUGGUCUAAUGAUGGAUCGUUACUUGCUGUUUUGUGCAAAAAUAAUAUUUAUAUAUGUAGCAGGAAAUUAGAAAUACUCUGCACUAUUCAUGAGAAUUCCAGAAUCAAAUCUGGCGCGUGGGAUGAAUGUGGUGUAUUUAUUUAUACAACAAGUAAUCAUAUAAAAUACGCUCUACCAGAUGGCGGAGACUAUGGAAUCAUUCGAACAUUAGAUCUCCCGAUAUACAUUACAAAAGUAAGUGGCAAUGAAGUAUUUUGCUUGGACAGAGAAUGCCGACCAAGAGUAUUGAACAUAGAUACGACUGAAUACAAAUUUAAGCUGGCACUUAUAAAACGUAAAUAUGAAGAAGUUUUGCACAUCGUCAGAAACGAUAGGUUGAUCGGUCAGUCGAUUAUAGCAUACUUGCAACAAAAAGGAUAUCCAGAAGUUGCAUUGCAUUUUGUUAAGGACAACAAAACUAGGUUUUCUUUGGCCCUCGAAUGCGGUAAUAUUGAUAUUGCAUUGGAAGCAGCCAGAACCUUGGACGAUAAGUUAUGUUGGGAACAAUUAGGACAGUCGGCUCUACUUCAAGGUAAUCAUCAAGUUGUAGAAAUGUGUUAUCAGAGAACCAAAAAUUUCGAUAAAUUAUCAUUUUUAUACUUGAUCACUGGCAAUUUGGACAAAUUAAGAAAAAUGAUGAAAAUUGCUGAAAUACGUAAAGAUGUAUCUGGACAUUAUCAAGGAGCUCUUUUGUUGGGUGAUUGUCAUGAAAGGAUUAAGAUAUUGAAUGAUCUCGGUCACAAAUCUCUUGCCUACCUAACUGCUGAAACCCACGGUUUGCACGCUGAAGCUGAAUCCAUUAAAGAGGGUUAUACAGGCAAUUUACCAAAAGUAAACCCAAAUGCCGUAUUGUUGAAACCACCAGUACCUGUUAGUCAAGCUGAAUCCAAUUGGCCGUUGUUAACUGUAUCUAAGGGAUUCUUUGAAGGUGCCAUUUUGUCAGCUGGUAAAGCCUCUGGUCUUAUUGAUACAACAAUCGGUGAGGAUAUUGAAGAAGAAGGUUGGGGCGCAGAAGCUGACUUAGCUUUAGAGGGACGAAUUUCACCUACUCAUUCAGAAGCUGAAGAAGAAGUUGCGGCUGUGGCAGUUGGUGAAGAAGGAUGGGACGUUGGCGAUGAAGAAGUAGAGCUGCCUCCCGAUAUCGCUGUUUCUAAGCAAGAUGCUGACUAUUUUAUUGCACCUAAAGAAGGACCCAGUCAAGCCCACAUUUGGUCUACUAAUAGCCAAUUGCCUAUCGAUUACAUCAAGUCGGGUAACUUCGAAACUGCAUUUAAGUUAUUAAACGAGCAGAUCGGAGUGACCAAUUUCCAACCAUUUAAAAGUCUGUUCAUGGACACGUACCUAAAAUCUCGUUGUUCAUACACCCCAUUACCUUCUCACCCAUCUUUGUUUGUGUAUCCCCAAAGAAAUUGGAAAGAAAACAAUAACAAACCGGUGUUAGACCUAAAACUAGAACAUUUACUCAGUGAACUGCAAUCGUGCUACCAGUUGACUACAGCCGGUAAAUUCCCAGAGACCAUAGCCAAGUUCCGGUCUAUUCUUUUGUCUAUUCCACUGUUGUAUGUUGACACCAAACAAGAGCUUGGUGAAGUGAAUCAAUUAAUUCAUAUUUCUAAAGAGUAUGUGUUAGGAUUAAUAAUGGAAACUGCUCGUAAAGAACAUCCUAAAGCAACACUUGAUGACCAAAAGAGGGUCGCCGAAAUGGCUGCUUAUUUCACUCACUGUGACUUGCAAAUGACUCAUAAAGUACUUACCUUACGUACUGCUAUUAAUAUUUUUUAUAAAAUUGGAAAUUUGAUUAUGGCCUCGUCAUUUGCAAAGCGGUUACUGGAACUCGGUCCGCGGGCCGAUGUUGCUCAACAAGCCCGCAAGAUGGUCCAAGCCUGUGACGUAAAUCCAGUAAACAAAAUACAAGUAGCCUACGAUCAGCACAAUCCGUUUGCAAUAUGUGCUUACUCUUUUUUACCAAUCUACAAAGGAAAGGAAGAAAUCAAAUGUCCAUACUGUUUAGCAUCAUACCAGCCUGUCUAUAAAGACAACGUGUGCAACAUAUGUCAAAUAGCUUCCAUUGGCAAAGAAAGUACGGGACUCAAAAUUACCCUACCUAACUAUCGAUAACCAUAUAUCUCAUGAUGAGCCUUAAAGGUCCGUUAAGCUGAUGAAAGUCAUAAUGAACUAACGAUAACUGUUUAUUAUUGUUGACCAGAAUUUUUUUGUUCUUUUAUCAAUGUUCUUAGCUUUUAUAAUUUAUCUACAGUGUUACUACUAUUAUUAUUGUGAAUAUUGUUUUAAUAUUUUUGUAUUUUAAACAAACUUAACGUUACUUGUUUUUUGUAUGAAUAAAUAAAAACCCAACACAAUUAGAGCAUCGCGCAUUUAGUGAUGUCGAGGAGGACAUCAAUAUUUUUUAUAACUGAAUAAUAUAACUUGAACAAAAAUAUUUUCAAUGUGAAAGAUUUAAAU
This is a messenger RNA of Adelges cooleyi (spruce gall adelgid), 4312 nucleotides long. RefSeq names its product coatomer subunit alpha-like. The transcript has 3 exons. Gene Ontology annotation, molecular function: structural molecule activity; protein binding. The coding region runs from base 320 to 3967 and encodes 1215 amino acids. The record is from RefSeq and is a predicted model, not a curated record. Lineage: Eukaryota; Metazoa; Arthropoda; Insecta; Hemiptera; Adelgidae. Gene Ontology annotation, biological process: intracellular protein transport; intra-Golgi vesicle-mediated transport; endoplasmic reticulum to Golgi vesicle-mediated transport. Gene Ontology annotation, cellular component: COPI vesicle coat.